ACAAAGGUCCUCAUGCCUUUGACCAAAGACCAAGUAAUUAGGGUUCAACCUCGUGCUCUGCCAACAGAAGCCGUCGUAAACCUGCAGUCACCUUUCAUUUCUGUGCCACCUCGUGGAGCCCACUUAUGAACCAGUACGUCCCUCAGACGCUGCACUUCUAACUUCACUAAGCUGGACUUAGUAGCAUCAGCACACUGUGCUUGAAUUAGCUCUUGCUGGGAAACUGAAAAAUGUUCAGUUUUAAAUCUGGUUCUGUACACAAAGACUUGAUGCAGUGGGUUACAAGGAGUGGUUACUCUCAGCCCCACAAACAAGCGACACACUGAUCGGUGUCCUGAGAAAAGGAUGACAUCGAGGCCUGUUUUCACAGGCUGCCAUGUUAUCUUUACCUUUGAGUGAUACAAAUAUAUUUCAGUAAUAUAUCUGUACAGUAAUAACCUUUCUUGCUGCUUAAAUAACUAGACAACAGACUGUUAACUGCUCUGCAUUUUAACUGGCAACACCACCUUUCUUUAUGCAGGGGGGGUGAAGCCCAGGGACGUUUCGAUGGUGAUGAAUACAAAUCUUUUGUCCACAGCGUCCAGUAUGGAGCUGUGUCCUUCUCCUUUAGGCCUGGAAAAAGAACAUGCAACUCUCUUUACCACUGACUCCCUCCACUUCCUGCAUGAACUGAUUUCCACAUUUGAUGAGGAGGUGGACGAGAUUCUACAGCUGAGAGUGUCUAAAAAGGCCCAGCUGGAUCUCACAGGUGAUCUGCCAAGCUUCCUGGAAAGUAGCAGACAUAUCAGGAGAGACCCAGACUGGAAGGUCCUGCCCGUCCCCUCGAGGCUCCAAAAGAGACACGUAGAUAUUGGAGACUUGGCACCCUGCGAUACUGAGCGCUUCAUUAAAGCUCUUCUGUCACCAGCACAAGGCAUACAGGUGCAAUAAUGCAGCACAUAGAGCUAAAGGUUUAAUGGACACAAUUUGAGGGGGGAAUUAAAUUUAAAACAUCCUCAUGUUCCUCAUAUAUCUCAGGCUCCCGUGCUGAUGCUGCGCCCCCGUGCGUGGAACAUGGUGGAGCACAACAUGAUGGUGGAGGGGAAAGAAGCUCCCGGCCCUCUCUUUGACUUCGGGCUCCUCAUGUUUCACUGUGGAAAGGCACUGUUUGAACACAAGAGUGGACCCUUUUUCUACCUGUCCAAAGUGGAGGGCUACAUGGAGGCCAGACUCUGGAACAAAAUAUUUGUUUGGACACAGCAGAAGCUGGGUCUUCCUCUGGGCAGCAUCAAGGCCACAGUGCUGAUUGAAAACGUGUUGGCAGCCUUUGAGAUGGAGGAGAUUCUCUAUGAGCUGCAGGAGCAUUCAGCAGGACUCAACUGUGGUAUCUGGGAUUACUCAGCCUCCUUUGUCAAUAAGUUUGGUCACCUACCAGCCUUCCUGUUGCCUGACCGCCAUAAAUACGUGAACAUGGAGAAGCAUUUUCUGCGCAGCUACAUGGAUCUGUUGGUUAAGACGUGUCAUCGGCGAGGAGCAUUGGCCACUGGAGGCAUGGCUGCCCUGCUGCUGCCUGAAGACCCACUCAGUGACACCUAUAGGAGAGUGUUGGCUUCUGUCACAAGGUUGAAAUUACUAGAGAUUACUGCAGGUGUGGAUGGUUUCAUGGUAUAUGACCUAAAUUUGGUUGAGCCCAUGCAGAAACUCUUCAAGGUCCACACUGAAGGAGAUAACCAGCUCGACCAGCUCCGAAAUGACGUGACUGUAUUUCCUGAAGACUUGCUAUCCAUGCCUUCAGGAGGAGUCACGCUUAAUGGUUUGAAGUGUAACAUUGCAGUUGGUGUGCUCUUUAUUAAUGCUUGGCUAUCAGGUAAAGGCCACUUCUUCUACAGAGGCCAGGUUGAAGAUUCUGCCACAGCAGAAAUUUCUAGAUCGCAGGUGUGGCAGUGGGUCCGUCAUCAGACCCGUCUGGAGGACGAUGGCAGGGUGGUGAGCAGGCAGCUGGUGACUGACCUCACCAAGGAGCUCAUCAUGGACCUCAGUCCCCACUGUGGCUCUGUUAGACAGAGGUUACACACAGCAGCAAAAAUGUUCCAGGAGGUGAUCGCAAAGAGACAUUUUCCAGACUUCAUCACUACCUACCUGAACCAGGACCACACCUUCCUCAGCUCCCAGAACGCUGAACCCAUGCAAGCUCUGGACAAAGACCUGAGGCGAUCAAAACUGUGAAGCUGUGGCACUAUAAACCUCUGUGUGUGCUGGUGUGUUGGUGUGUUGGGGGCAUAGAUACAUCUGACAGCUCAGAUAUUUAAACCCUACCUGGGACUGUCCUUUAAUGGGUCACUGAACCACUAUUACCAGAUGUUUCAGGUCAAUUAUGAGCUAUUGAGGUCAUCAGAUGCAAGAUGUGAGUGAGGCACCUGGGAAGGGAUCUCAGGACUGUAGUGUAGGUGGCAGAUGGUGUUAUAAGCUCUGUUUAAAGAUGGCCGUUCAUUAGGUUAUCUAAGUUCUCUGUUUAUUAGAUUCCCCUUGUGUUUUCAACCCCUGUGUUAAGCCUCCUUUGUCCUUUAUGUGU
This is a messenger RNA of Neolamprologus brichardi, 2551 nucleotides long. The record is from RefSeq and is a predicted model, not a curated record. NCBI's taxonomy places the organism in Eukaryota, Metazoa, Chordata, Actinopteri, Cichliformes, Cichlidae.